This is a messenger RNA of Microplitis demolitor, 3012 nucleotides long. Its product is annotated as SH3 domain-binding protein 5 homolog. Gene Ontology annotation, cellular component: cytoplasm. Gene Ontology annotation, biological process: negative regulation of protein tyrosine kinase activity; intracellular signal transduction. Lineage: Eukaryota; Metazoa; Arthropoda; Insecta; Hymenoptera; Braconidae. Gene Ontology annotation, molecular function: protein kinase inhibitor activity. The record is from RefSeq and is a predicted model, not a curated record. The coding region runs from base 266 to 2083 and encodes 605 amino acids. The transcript has 6 exons.
GUGAUUGACGCGUGCCAGUGGAAAAAAAUACUUGUAUAUAAAAAAUAAAAAAAAAGACAAAAGUAAAUAUAAAUAUAUAUAAGACAAACAUCCUGAUAUCAAACAGUACCUUGAUACAUUUUUUGAGUUACUGUUCAUGUUUACAUAACAUUCACUACUGACAGUCAUACUCACGACAAUACACUUAGCACACAAUGGAUUAGUAAUUUAACCAUUACGUGAAUAAUGAAUAAAUUGAAAAAAAAAAAAAAAUAAUAAGCUAAGAAUGGCGGAUACGGAUGACGCUGACGGUCCUCUAGAUCCACGGAUCCAGAUUGAAUUGGAAAAUUUGAAUAGCGCUACUGAUGACAUUAAUAAACUUGAGAUUGAACUAGAUGAAGCCAAUAGUACAUUCAAACAAUUACUCUCAGACUCAACAAAACAAUUACAAGAGCUGGUUAAUAAAAUAGGGCACAGUUGUAUUGAAAAAUCCCGGUGUUAUUAUGAAGCAAUCGACGUCUCGCGACAAGCUCAGAUACAAUGCCAACAUCAAGCGCAUUUAUAUCAACGUGCAAGUGAAAUUCAUGCGGCAGCUAAAGAAACGGUCGCGUUAGCAGAAGCCAGAUUUAUAUCACACAAACACGAAUGGAAUUUCGAUCAAGCAUGGCAGGAUACGCUGAAUCACGCGACUAUACAAGUAAUGGACGCGGAGAACCAGAAGGCUGAGUGCGGAAGAGAGCAUCACCGUAAAGCCGUUUUAUUUCAUGAUGCGGAUAAAAAAGCCCAGCAGCUUGAGGAAAAGUACCGGCGAGCUAUAAUCAAGGCGCGUCCAUACUUUGAUCUUCUGGCGCAAUGCGAGCAAAAAUUGGCCCAGCAAAAGGAAAAAGUCCAGUGUCUGGAGAAAGCGGUAAAGCUGGCGAAACAGACCUACGCUGAAAGCUUUCGUGCAUUAGAAGAAAUAAGCAAUGAAAUCCAUCAGCAGAGACGGGAAUUGAGUAUUAUGGUCAAUGGUCCACGUGAGCCCGGUGUUGGGGCCGAAUUAAUUACUCCCGAUGCUAGUUUAGAUUACAAAGACGAAUUGAAUAGAGUUACUGCCGGUAGAUUGAGUUCCUUGACUAACAGCGAAGCGGACUCUGAUGAAAGGACACGUGACAUUGAGGAUAUUAAUGAACUGAAGGAUCGUAUGGAAAAUUUGUCUGGACGGUCGGUAGACGGCAGUGAGUCGACGUCAAAUCAAUGGGAGUUGGAACUUCAAGCCAGUAUGGAAAAAUUAAAUAUUCUAUCUUUAAAAAAAUUUAACUCUUACGAUUUGCCGGAAACUUUAACCGAAUCAAAAGUUCCUAUAGAUAAAUUAGACUGUACUAUUGAUAAAACGUCACCGUCAUCAGUAUCCUCAGGUUCACAAUCAUCAAAACUGCCAAUUAAUAGUAUAGAAUUCCUUAAAAAACCAACGGGAUGGCAAUCACUGUCUCAGAGCCCAAUAAAUUCAAUUUUAAAUAAAUCAAAACUGGCGAUUAAUAAUUUCUCUAAAUCAUUAACCAGUAGUCCAGUUAAUGCUGCUUUUAGCUUUACUAAAUUAAAAGAUAAUCAGGUUAAAUUAUCUACUAAUAAUAAUAAAAGUAAUAAAUCAACGAAUGAGUUGUCUGAUAAUAAAAAUAAUUAUUUAAACAAUAAUUCAAAUGGUCUAAACAAUGAAUUUAAAAUAAACACUGUGCCAAGUAAUGACGGAGAAUUUAAAGUAAUAAAUAAUGAUAAUAAUAAUUUUAUAUCAACGAGUGCUGAUGCCAGUCCAGUUAAAUUAAUACCCAUUAAUAAUAUAGACAAUAUAAAUAAUAAUGAAAAUACUGAUGUGAAAUUUGUCGAUAAUCCGCAAUUGAGACAGCCGUCGUCAAAAAUAUCGAGUGUUAAAGAAUUACCAUUAUUGUCAAUGUUCGAUAGAUCUAAUUCGCUAAGAAUGUCACGUGACCGUAGUUGCAGUAUGAUUAAUUUAGACGAUAAAAAUACAAUAAAAUCAGUGUUGGAUAAUACGGAUUUAAAAAAUAUUCAGGCUGUUAGUGUCGAGAGAUUAGCUUGCGCUCGUAAUAUUUUGAUAGCUGAUAAAUAAUUUAUUAAUUAACGAUUAAUGAUCAGUGUGGUAAUUAAUUAGAAGAUAAAUAGGUUAGUCUGUUAAUUUUUUAUAUUAAAAAAUGGAUUGUUUUUUUUUUUAUAUUUACAAUUACUAUUAUUAUUUAUUAUUAAUAACGGUAAUAAUUUUGAGUGAGUUAAAUUAAUGCUCAAUAUUAUUGUAAUUAAUUUUAAUUGAUAUUUAUUUGUGGUUAGUUAUUUUUAUUUUAUUAAUUAUGUAAAUUUUACAAGCAGGAGUAUUUGGGUGUUUUCAAUUUUUACUCCCGCUCUAAAUCUGUGUAGGAAAUGUUCCCCCACUUUUUGCGCACGCGCAGUUUUGAAAUGCUCGGUAGUGGGGGCGUUUCGAGGUUCAUUCUCUCUCUGGGCGAAGUUCAUUUACUUUUUCCGAGGUUAUGCAAACUUGAAAAUUAAUUAUUCGCCGUAAAUUGACUUCUAAUUAAAUUUUAAAAAUAAUUAAUACAGUAUGACAAAGUCUCGGACUUCAGAGUACGAGAUCGAAUUCUAACGCUAGUAUGACGUCACUAAAAUAGAAAAAAAAAUGAUUUCCUACUCCAAAAUGGCGAUAAAUUUUUUAUCAAAAAUUUACUAACAAAUUAAUAUCGAUUAAUAAAUUAAUUAAAUGAUAUUUUAAAAAAUGUAUUCUCAUGUAGAUGAAACUAGUCGAGUUUUAAUAAAUUAUAAUUGCCAUUUGAUACUCGUAAUUAAUAUGUACAAUCUACGUUACUAAUGUUAAUAAUUAAUAGUUUUUUUAUUACAAAAAACAAAUAAAAUUUUAUAUUGACAAAAAUAUAUGUAAAUGUUAAAUAAUGCAGAUAAUACAAUAGUUUGAAAUUGAAUUUUACAAGUUCAUAUUGUUUAUAAAAUUAUAUAGAAAUUAUUUACAUUAACAAUUGUAAAUUCUCUUGCCAA